Molecule: messenger RNA, 399 nt
Organism: Penicillium vulpinum
Lineage: Eukaryota; Fungi; Ascomycota; Eurotiomycetes; Eurotiales; Aspergillaceae
Product: Histidine phosphatase superfamily clade-1
Exons: 3
Coding region: 1-399 (132 amino acids)
Source: RefSeq, a predicted model, not a curated record
AUGCGGAUCGAGCCUGAGGUUAAGGUCACGGAGGCGAUUAGAGAGCCUUGCUUCCAGUUAUGCAUUGAGCAUUGUUCCGGUGUCGUUCCUCCCAUGCUAACCUCCGUUCCCCCUGUUGUCAGAUCCCCUGAAGAUGUCACCCGUCGCCUCGAUACCCUGAUCUCAUCGAUCAGGGACAAAUACCAGCAUCCCACCAUCAAGAACGCGGGUGAGCCCAAGGGCGAUGUCCUUGUCGUCGCGCAAGGCCAUAUUCUGCGUGCUUUUGCCAUGUGCUGGACUGGAAAGCCGUUGACGGAUACAUCACUGAUUCUCGAGGCUGGCGGUGUAGGCACACUCAGUUAUGAACACCAUAACAUCGACGAGCCAGCGAUAAUUCUCGGUGGUCGAUCCGUGGAGUAA